This is a messenger RNA of Hymenoscyphus albidus, 629 nucleotides long. The record is from the annotation of a GenBank genome assembly. NCBI's taxonomy places the organism in Eukaryota, Fungi, Ascomycota, Leotiomycetes, Helotiales, Helotiaceae.
AUGGAUACCGCCUCUGUCAACAAGGUUAGUCACUCAAACGUCUAACACUUCCGCCCUGUAUGCUAACGUUGGAGCAAACCCAGCAUGGCUCUUCCUCCGAGAAUCCUCCCUUGGUCUCCAUCAGCAGAGUGGAACUUAGAGAGUAUAUUAAGCAAAUCAUCCGAGAGGAGCUCAAAUCCAUUAUUACAAACAACAUGCCAGCAAUGUCCGGUACAACUUCCACUCAACAAAGUGGUUGCAACACACCCACUACAACAGUUCAUACUGAAAUCGCCACUGUCCAUAAACCAGAAACAUUCCUUGUUCUCGCUUUCUUUACUGCACGUCGUCAACUUCCUUACAAUGAAAAUCGUUAUGAAACAGGAAGCAAGGAAGUUAUCGAAGUGAAAACCGAUAUGACCAUCACUCAAGUUCGCGACGCUAUUCUGGCUCACUUUUCAAUUCCCUUCAACUAUCGUUUGGUUGAUUUCAGAGCUGUGUGGUUCAAGAAGUUUUCUAUUUAUGAAUAGAGACGCGAUGAGAGUGAUGUCACAGUUUUCGCUGAAUCAAAUGUUAAGAACGUCCUGAUGGGACUUAAGCAAGCACGUUUUGCGAAGGUGUUUGUGGAUGUGUUGGUAGACAAAAUUUGA